Molecule: messenger RNA, 3261 nt
Organism: Sphaeramia orbicularis (orbiculate cardinalfish)
Lineage: Eukaryota; Metazoa; Chordata; Actinopteri; Kurtiformes; Apogonidae
Gene: nphp4
Product: nephronophthisis 4
Exons: 22
Coding region: 1-3189 (1062 amino acids)
Biological process (GO): protein localization to ciliary transition zone; negative regulation of canonical Wnt signaling pathway
Cellular component (GO): cytoskeleton; ciliary base; ciliary transition zone
Source: RefSeq, a predicted model, not a curated record
AUGGCUCAGCUGUCGGCCACCUCCACGUCCCGGGCAGCCUUCCUGCACUGCCUCCGCUGGGGGAUUUGGAGCCCCUUCCAGCAGGCCACGGACUUGAAGGGGGAAGAGAUAGAGCUGGUUCUGCAAGGAGGCGCAAAGCGAAACCCUCAUGGAGUCAUGGUCUACAGCGCACAAGCAGCUGCCAACACUCCAGGCACCACCCAGGUUUCGGAGGCAAAGGAUACGAUCAGGUUCCGUCUUUCUCCUGGUUUGGAAAGGAAAGCCACCAGCCCAAAGACAUCAGCCAGGACCAAGCAGCAGGAGGAGGGGUCACGUCACAGGAGAUCACCUUCAUCCCCCGCUCACGGUCACCAGUCCAUUCCGUCUCAUCCAGAGUCUCCUCCAGGCCCCGGGCUCUCACUGUCUCAGCUGGCAGCUACUUCACGCUACCCGACCAUCAGUCACUCCGGCUCGGUGUUGCCUUGGCAACAGUCGUUUCCUUCUCUGCUCCAUCCUUCCCCGUUGGCAUCGGCCCACCAGCUGUCACAUGUCGCCUGCUCAGCUGUCAGCAGCAUCGCUCACCUAGAGAUGGAUGUUCAGCCGGAUGUGUCACCUUCAGCUCAGGACGAUGGAGACCAGCUCCAGGAGUUGGCCUUCACCCCCGUCCAUGCCCCCGUCAUCACUCUGAGGAUGAAUGUGCCCAGUUCCUGCUCAGUCAGCUCCAGGAGCUCGCUGGCCCACCUCUACUCUGCUGGUUUCCCAGACAUCGUGGACUGCAGUGGGCAGGUAGCGGAGGUUCUGGAUCCCACAGAGGCUGUGCCCUUUGACCCCAAGCGUGAGGAAACAGACGCACAGGGCAACAUGAUGGUGUUCCAGUUUCUGGCCUUUACCAGGAUCCCAGGGUUGGGUGUCGGUCCAGGUUGGCCUGAGGAUGUCCACUUCACCUUCCAGUUCUACCGCUUUCCACCAGUCACGUCCCAGCAGCUCAAGCUCCUGACCAGUGACAAGGUUCAGCGGAAACCUAGUGAUCCGCUUCCAUGUGUCCUGGCCUCCAUCAACAAAGACGGCACCAUCAACUCUGGUGCACCAGGGCUGCAGGUGCAGUUCAGAGUAGACCAGUCCUUCCUGAAGCCAGGAGAGAAGCGCUGCUUCCUGCGUUACCUGGCCCUCCACACCAUGCACAUCGACAUCUGGGACAGUAACUCACUGCUGCUCAUAGGUUCCACUGCCAUUGAACUGAAGUACAUGUUGCGUCAGGGUAAGACAGCAGUUCAGGCCCUUCACGAGCUGGAGGUGCUGACCACAGACUACGUCGGAGAGGACGCCCUGGUGACCAGUGCUGACCCAGGCCACCGUCCGGCCUCCGCUCCAGUGACCGUCCACACUAUUGUCAGGGGUCGACUGCAUGUACGCACAGGAAACAUCGGUGUCCCAGUAGAUCCCAGCAGAAGGAGGAGUGUGCAUGCGACGCAGCCCCAUUCUCACGUCAUCAUACCACGAGAGAUCGUCGGUGGAUUCAAAGGGGGAAGCCUGUCGCCAAGAAACCUCCUGCAGCUCAACGACAGGAAUGCCACUCAGGCACAACGACCGCACAGAGACGCGGACGACACGCCGUCCUCCAGACGUCCACUCAGAGCCCACACCGUCCAGCCCCGACGACCGGAGCCGCACCAGAGCGACGACGGCCGCCGCAAGCUCAGCUGCAUGGCAGCGGUGCACCGACGAGAGGGAAGAGAAGACGCUCAAGUGGCUGCGAUCACGACUACAGACGCACGACCGAGCAGAGAAUUCCACCAGAACAAACUGAGUGAAGAGCACAGCAAAGCGGAGAGCAUCACCAGCAUGCUGAGCCAGGCCAUCACCACCCAGCACCUGCUCUACGCCAGCCUGGGUUCAGCCCACUACAUGGAGUUUGUCCUCAAAAACCCUUUCAACGUUCCCCAGACCGUCACCAUCCACAGCGACGACCCUGAGCUCAGUGUCAUCACUAACACGGAGGAGUGGCGUUACUUCAAAGACCUAACCAAGACGCCUACCCCGCUGGAGGAGAACAUGUUCCACCUGGAUCCAGGUGCCCCAGGUCCACGGGUUUACCUCCGACCCAAGGAGAGCGUCCACAUUCCCCUGAAGUACCAGAGCUUCCUGUGUGAGCACAGCACGCUCCUGCAGGGCCCAAGCGUCCUACCUACAGGCAGAAGUUCUCUGGUGGCCAAGAAGAAUCCAUCCAAUGUCGUCGUUGCCAAAUCUAUGAAGGUGACGUUCAGAGCCGACGACGGUAAGCCCGUGGCCAUCUGCCAGGUGAACGUGGAGCCCACGCCCCAUGUGGUGGACCAGACGUUCAGGCUGUACCACCCAGAGCAGUGUUUUCUGAAAAAGGCCAUCCGCCUUCCACCAUGGCACCACCCCACAGCUGCAGACCCAGAUGUCAGGACUGACAUUUCUGUGCGCUGCAGUGACCAGAAUGUGAUCUGCCAGACAAAGAUGCUGGUGCCAGGGGAGCCUCAGGAUGUGUACCUGAAAGUGCCAGGGAGUCCCAGUCCACACAUCAAGAUGUUUUUUGUGAUGGUUUUCACUGAUAAGUGGAUGGCAGCGCCCUCUCAGAUCUGGCAGGUUUACGUUCAUUUCCUGGAGCGUGUGGACGUCAGCUGUGUGAGCGGCCAGCGGAGCUGUCAAUCAGUGGUGCUGAGGGGGAAGCAGGCCAUGCGAAAGGUCAAAUGUUUCUCAUCACACCCCCAGGAGAUUGAGGUAGAUCCAGAGGGUGUAUUCGUUCUUCCUCCCAGUGCGGUGCAGGAGCUCCAGCUGAAGGUGCAGCCGUGGCAGACGGGCAGCCGCUUCCUCUACGUGAAUGCGGUGGACGUAGAGCAGCGGCGGCUGGUCGCUGCCUGGCUGCUCUGCCUCAACGUCCACCAGCCCGUCCUAUCCAAGGCAUUUGAAGUGUGCGUCCCAGUGGGCGGAGGACGGGGCAGCUCCAGGAAAAUCACCUACACCAACCCCUACACCAGCGGCCGUAGAUUCCUGCUGCGCUCGGACCACCCGGACCUGCUCCAGUUCAAAGAGGAUCAGUUCCAGAUCGGUGGAGGAGACAGUUACACCAUCGGUCUACGCUUCGCUCCCAGUCAGAGUCCUGGUUCGGUGGAAAUCCUGGUCUACGUCAACAACAUGGAGGAGAAGACGGAGGAGACGUUCUGUGUGAAAGUCAACUACUCAUGACUGUUGGUGUCAGUACAAAGUGUUUCUAGUGUUUUUUUUUUUUUUGUAACAUUUAAAGUGGGAAUUUUGUAC